AUGUUAGCAAUCCAUGAAGGGAUCAACCCUCCAUUUCCAGAAAAUUUAGACGAACUACAAGAGAAUUCACAGAAGGGAUUCGGUCAGAAGUUGCUGAAUACUGUCCGACGUCUGGAAAAGAUCUUUAGUGGUCAAUCCGCUGACGAUGUCAAUUCGGAAAACACAAUCGACGAUGCGGUAUCAUUGUUCAACCAACUAAUUUCAUUAUUUUCACGACAUGGAAUGUUACAUGGGGAUAGUAUUAGGGCUGGGAAGAUUUUGCUGUCUCUCAAGACGAGCAUCAAGACCAAACGCCCCAAAGGGAACAAGAACAACAAACAAAAGAACAACAGCCUAUCUAUGGACACUUCGAACGAGGCCGAGUCUGCAGAUUCUUCAGGCUACGAACAGGAAGCUCUCAUAUUUACAGCAAUACUUCGAGUUUUAAACGUGGAGAAUGCAGGCGAUGAUUCCAUGUUUCAAACCGAUCGAAAUCUCGUCCUGGCACUGACAGCCGAACUAUGCGUGGCAGUUAGUCAAUUCGUCCAAGAGUCCAAUUCACUCGAUGUGUGCUGUCAGGCAGAAUACGAAUUGAUUCUCCAGACUGGAAAGCCCUUGUUGGCAGGGCUUGUCAAGGCUAUGACUUCGCUCAGUAGCGGCAUUCAAACCUACACCAAACAAGUGACAGGCACGUCGCCUUCUCAAUGUCUCACCUUGGCACAACUGGAUGCGGAUCGGCACAUUGAUCCACUGGUAUCCUGUCUCAAGGCCACGUCGUCUUUGGUGAGCCUAUUUGGAACGAAACUGUCUCGAAGUCAUCGUCUCUUGUCCGACUUGAGACAGCUAUCCUGGUUGUUCUUGACUGUCAAUGAUAGUGAUGUUCAAACGUGUUCCGCUCGACUCAUUGCUACCCUUCCAGCUGCCGGUGGUACGGAUCGGACCUCCCCUUCUGAUCUGUGGAAUCAGACCAUGUCAGAUGUGAUUGAUUUGUUGGCACGUUCUACCAAGGCAAUGGCCCCAUUGGCGACAUCGUCGAAGACCAACAAGAAGGAGGACGAUAGUAAUCUGGCCGAAGAGACUCGAACUGCUUAUCAACUGUGGCGGAAAUGUGUCAAGGAAGAUUUGUCGGAUGAAAUGGAUCGAGCCUUGACCUUUCGAUGCUUUCUCUCCGGACUGACAAAGUGUUUCCAGUCCUUAUUGCUACUCGACGGAAUUGGCCACGGCGCGAAUGCAUCCAUGAUGAGUGGUGCGAAAGUGAAUGUGCAAAGCAUCUUGGAUGUCAUUGAAACGUUUGUUACCUUUCCACUUUCGGCUGAAAAUCUGUUCUAUAAAACGAAGAAGCGACUGAGAAACGAGUCCAUUGAUGGAGGUUUGCUCAGCCCCCGAAUCGCGGCAACCAUGCUCGGCAAUGAUCUGAAGACUUUUGGACACAACAUGUUGGACAUUCUUCUACAGUGUCUGGGAGGGCCGACACUGUUGCCUCAUUCUGUCCGAAUAUCUCGGAUAUCCUACGCAUCCUUGCUAACAUCCUGUUCAGCUCCAUUGAGGAAAGCUUUGGAUCCAACAAGGUCCGGCGUAGACGGAAAGAAACGAAAGUGGCUGCAUCAAUCGAUCGCCCUUCGAACAGUUGCCAUCAAUACACUCACAGCCUCAAUCGCACAUUUUGGAAUUGGGAGGAAGGAAAAGUCUGCCACUUCUUCCAGAACAUCCAGAAGUGAGGGAGAGAUGGCUGCGGAAUAUGUUGCUGGUUGCUUUCUGGAAGAAGUCAUCCGGGGAAACGAAGCCAACGGAUUACUUGACGACUCUUGGGGUUCAAGCUCUGAAAGAGUUGACUUAGUAGUUGCAGCACUGGGUUGCUUGCGCACUGUACUCGUUUCUUGUGGAGGAUAUCUAGAUAUGUCAUCUCGAUCUCUGAUCGAUUCGACGGUGCUCACUGGAUUGGUGGAAAUGGAAAAGCAGCAAACAGUGCUUUCUUCGUCGGCUCCGACCAUUGCCAUGCUCGAAUUAUCAUUGUGUUGCAUCACUACCCCCUGGAAUGAUGGAUCAAUGACUUCAAUGUAUGACUCCAUUGUUCGGAUAGGCAGAAGAUGUGAGAAUCAUGCUGACGUCAAUGUUUGUAAGUCUGCCAAGUCACUCUUGAUGGUCUGCAAUACUGUUUCGGUACCCCGUGCACCAGCACUUCUCUAUGUGUCGAGGGUUGUUUCGAAUCAACCACGUCAAGAGUCAACAGCAGCUCCAGAGAGGGCCGCGUCAGAUCUGGUGAACGAUUUACAAAAGACCAGAGCAGAUAUUGCCAGGGCACAACGUGCUGACGAAGCUAUGAAGAAAAAGAAGGCAGAGGAAAAGCGUCGCCGGCAGAAUGAAGAGGCAGAAGAAACUUUUAGAAAACGGAAGAAGGUCGAGACACCACCAAAACCGAAGGCGUCUGGGAAAGAGGAUUCGAAGGUUGAAAACCAGGCUGAGAAAGAGGUGGCUACAGAGCCCACGAAGCCUCAAGCUGCGAUUGCAAAGACAGGGGUUGAAGAAAAGCCCGAGAGUCCUGAAACAGAUCCUCAAAAACGAGACCAAGAGGGGAAGAAUGACGAAAUUGUCGACCCUACGCAUUCGUCAGACGAAGAGGAUGCACCCAUGGAAGAGGGCGAUGGUGACAACUUUGACUUUCCUGAUAUCGUUGAAGGCGGUGGUCCCGACUCUGACGACGAGUAA
Molecule: messenger RNA, 2685 nt
Organism: Cylindrotheca closterium
Lineage: Eukaryota; Bacillariophyta; Bacillariophyceae; Bacillariales; Bacillariaceae
Source: the annotation of a GenBank genome assembly